Cuscuta epithymum is the source of this 1414-nucleotide messenger RNA. Lineage: Eukaryota; Viridiplantae; Streptophyta; Magnoliopsida; Solanales; Convolvulaceae. The record is from the annotation of a GenBank genome assembly.
AAUAUUCGUACCCUUGAGAGCUUCAAUGUAUCAUACAAUAACCUCACCGGCCCGUUACCGUCGGGUCAAGUAUUCUCGAGUCUUCACUCCUCGUCCUUUGCCGGAAAUGAUGGUCUUUGCGGCACCGGAAUCCACAAGGCAUGCCAGGAAGAGCCCGCCACCAGCGUGGAGAUUAAACAAUCCCCGAAAAAAUCUGUACGCAUGACAUUUUGGAUCCUCACGGCAGCAAUUGGGGUUUUGAUGCUAGUACUCAUAGCUGUUUGCCGGUGUUUGCAAGUGAACUAUAGGUUUAGAUUCCCAGGUGACCGAAAACCCGAGACGUGGGAGCUAGUAGCUUACCGACGGCUGAAUUUCACAGCAGAAGACGUGUUAGAGUGUGUGGGAAUGAGCAAUAAGGUCCUCGGGGCAGGGUCUAGCGGAAUUGUAUACAAGGUCGAAAUGCCAGGUGACGAGACCAUAGCCGUUAAAAAGUUACAUGAUCUCCGAAAGGACACCACUCGUAGAAUACGAGGAGUGCUUUCAGAAGUCGAGGUUUUGGGCCAAAUAAGGCACAAAAACAUUGUGAGAUUAUUAGGAUGUUGUAGUAACAAAGAGAGUGCAAUGUUGCUCUACGAGUACAUGCCAAAUGGGAACCUUGAAGAUUUUUUGCAUUGCAAAAGCAAAAACGUGACUGAUAUGGCUGGAAAUUGGAGGACUAUAUACAAGAUUGCAUUAGGGAUUGCUCAAGGAAUCUCUUAUCUUCAUCAUGAUUGUGAUCCUGUUAUAAUUCAUAGAGAUUUAAAACCUAAUAACAUUCUUCUGGAUUCUGACUAUGAAGCUAAGGUAGCUGAUUUUGGAGUUGCAAAACUGUAUCAAGAUAAUGAAUCCAUGUCGAUCAUCGCAGGAUCUUAUGGUUACAUUGCACCAGAGUACGCAUAUUCGUUACAAGUUGACGUGAAAAGUGACAUCUAUAGUUACGGAGUUAUGUUAUUGGAAAUACUAACGGGUAGAAGAUCAAUGGAAGCUGAAUUUGGUGAAGGCAAUAGCAUUGUGGAUUGGGUGAGAAAUAAGUUAAAGGCAAAAGAGGACAUAAAAGACUUCUUAGAUAAAGACAACAAUAUUUCUACCUCUUCGCCAUUAGUAUGGGAGGAGAUGAUGUUAUUGUUUAAGAUUGCAUUGGUGUGCACUUGCCGGAAUCCGGCUGACCGGCCAUCCAUGAGGGACGUGGUUUCAAUGUUGAACGAGAUUACUCCCAAAAAGAAAUCCCAGUCCGGUGGUGAUAGUGGUUGCGACGCCUUGGACGACGGUGAUUCUUACUCGGAUCAAAACAUAAUUGUUGAGUGUUAAUAAAUUAAUAUACUCCAUAAUGUUGUUGGAGUACGGUAUAUUCCCAUUGUUCCACCUCUUUCAAUUCCUUCAAUUUAGUUAGUUAAGC